UUUAAAGUGGCUUUUGCCACAUUGGAAGAAAGUUUUCUUGCUGGAUGCCAGGAUUCUCUGGCUGACAAUUAGAAAUCAUGAGGCAUCUUCUUUGUCUUGUGUUGCUGUUAUUCUCUGCUGAAAUAAGGGGAUUUGAUCUGUACAUAGAGGAGUUCCCUGAUGCUGCUGACCUUGGUCAACUCAUGGAUGAGUUGGAACCCCAUAUUAAGGAGAGAAUAAAGAGAAGUUUGACAUUUGGAGAUGAUGGUAUAGAGGCUCCAUCUAAGGACUCAAUCUCUCUGUACAGCUAUAAAGUAGAAUCUACCAUCACAUCACAUUUCGUCAAUACCAUGAUACAGAGCAAAGUGGUGAACACUGCUUCACAUUCACAGAGCCUCUCGUUUGAUAUUCAGAUUCCCAAAGGGGCAUUCAUCAAUAAUUUUACCAUGAAUGUUAAUGGAAUCACAUUUAGUGGCUCAAUUAAAGAGAGGUCAGAGGCAAGAGGUCUGUAUUCUAAAGCAAGAGCAAGAGGAAAAUCAGCAGGUAUACUGAGAACAAAUUCCCUUGAUAUGGAAAACUUCAAAGCUGAUUUAAAUGUACCAGGAGGAACCAAAGUUCAAUUUGAACUUCAUUAUCAAGAAGCCCUUCAGAGGAAACUUGGGCUGUAUGAACAUGUUCUCUAUCUUCAACCAGGAAGAAUAGCAAAACACUUUGAGGUGGAUAUCUAUAUCUUAGAGCCAGAAGGUAUCAGCACUGUCAAUGUGGUGAAUUCAGUUUCAGAUAAGUUUUCUAAUCUCGUAAAAGUUGACAAGAAUGAUAAGAAGGCUCACAUAUCCUUCAGACCAACUGUGGAUGAACAGCGUGAGUGCCCCAUCUGUCCAACUACUGCUGUGGAUGGAAGACUCAGCGUGAAGUAUGAUGUUAACAGGGAAAAAGCCAGCCAGCUCCAGGUGUUCAAUGGAUAUUUUCUCCACUUCGUUGCCCCAGAAAAUCAGCCUCCACUUCCAAAGAAUAUUUUAUUUGUUAUUGAUGUCAGUGGUUCCAUGUGGGGAAUUAAGAUGAAACAGACAGUUGAAGCAAUGAAAGCUAUUUUGGAUGACCUUCGUCCUGAUGACCAAUUUGGUAUUGUUGACUUCAACCACAAUAUUCGAUGCUGGAAGGAUGAGCUUGUUUAUGCAACACCCACUGAGAAAGAUGGUGCCAAGCAAUAUGUUCAGAAUAUACAGGCUAUUGGAGGUACUAAUAUCAAUGAAGCCCUUCUUAGAGCUAUGUUUAUACUGAAAGAAGCCAAUGACCACAAACUGUUGGAACCAAACUCCGUUUCUUUGAUUGUGCUGGUUUCAGAUGGGGAUCCAACUGUAGGUGAACUGAAACUGUCUAAGAUUCUGAAGAACGUUAAGACAAAUAAUCGUGAUGAGUUCUCCCUUCAUUCUCUUGGGAUUGGAUUUGAUGUAGACUAUGACUUCUUAGAAAAACUUGCUCAGGAGAAUCAUGGAUUAGCUCAGAGGAUCUUUGGAAAUAAGGAUACAGCUGCUCAGCUUAAGGAAUUUUAUAAAAAGGUUUCCACUCCGCUGCUGAAAGACAUUAUUAUCCAAUACCCAACAGCUGGCAUUUCAGAUGUGACUAAAAGCCGCUUUCACCACUAUUUUGGAGGGGAUGAAAUUGUUGUUGCUGGUAAAGUUGACACUGAUCAGACAUCAAAGGUUGAAAGCUUCAUCGAGGCAACAUCCGCUGGGGAUACACAGUUCUUAUUGGAUACAGUAGCAGAAGUAGAAGCCCUGAAUGAAUUCUUCGCAGAAAGCAAACACGCCUUCCCUGAUUUUGCCAAGCAAUACUGGGCUCAGCUGACAAUCAACCAGCUAUUAGCUGAGAGGAGCUUGGCAGUUACAGCAGAAUCCAAGAGGGCACUUACCCACAAAAUAAUGCAGCUGUCAAUCACACAUCAUAUAGUGACCCCUUUCACAUCACUGCUGAUCGAAAGUGAGGAUGGAAAGGAGAGAAUGUUGGCAGAUCCGCCAAAUGCUAUUAAAGGAGCGUGUUGUCAAACAAUACUAGCUACAAAGCCUCCUAGUGUUCGCACAUUAUCAGCAAAGCCAAGCCUACCUCCACCUUCAUCACCUGGAACUCAGGAGGCAAAAAGGGAAACUGCAACAAUGACUCCAUGCAAGAAUGGAAAAACUCCAACGCCAACUUGUGUUGAUACGGAUCCACAUUUCAUUAUAAACUUACCAAUAAGCCAAACAGAUGUCUGCUUCAAUGUUGAUGCACAGGCUGGAAAUAUGUUGAACCUCCUGACUGAUACUGAAUUAGGUAUUGCGAUUAAUGGGAGAAUAGUUACCGCUAAAAAAGCUAAGGAUGGCAAGCUGAACACCUACUUUGGUACAUUUGGCAUGUAUUUUAGACAGCUAGAUAUGAAGAUUGAAGUAAGCACUGACAAAAUAACACUGAAAGACGCAUCUUAUACCAGAGUGAUGCGCUGGUCUGAGUCCAGCAGCCUGGCUUACAAGAGGCUCACUGUGUCGGUGAAGAAGGAGAGUAAUAUCACUAUUACCGUAGAUGAUAACAUGACUUUCCUGAUAAUCUUGCAUCGGGUAUGGAAAAAUCAUCCUGUCAACGUAGACUUCCUUGGACUCUACUUUCCUUCUAGUCACGCAUUUUCUGAUGGGGCACAUGGUUUGAUAGGCCAGUUUAUGAAGGAGCCAGAAGUAAGUGUCUAUGAUGUACGAGCAGGUACUGAUCCAGAGAAACCAAUAGCUUCCAUGAAUGUAAAAGGAAAUAAGCUGACAGUAACAAGGGGGAUGCAGAAAGAAUACCAGCAUAACCAUCUGCUCGGCACCAAAGUCACUUGCUGGUUUGUACACAAUAACGGAAAAGGUUUCAUCGACGGACAUUACAGAGACUACACAGUACCUCAGCUAUACAGCUUCUUUAAACGCCCUUGAGGAGCUCAACACAUACAUAAUAGCAUGAGAUACAUGUUUCUUCAGUUACAAUAAAAAGAUGAACGUGGUAUUUUCUAUUCCAAAUUCUUUUUUUCCGUAUUACGAGUAAGACUCAUAUUAAUGCUUGGAAAUGCAAAAGAGCAGCACACAGCUUUUUUUUAUAAUGGUCGUGGACUUCAAUUGAGAAAUGCUUUAUUAAAUUAAAAUAGCAAAGAAGAACAGUAUACUCACCCUCAACUUGAUAAAGGCUAAUGUCCAAUGAAUGUGAAUAAACAUAUCUUAAUUGCAGCCUCAUAAAACUAAGCUAUAUCGUGCUUUCAUACAGGAACAGAUGUGUUCACUUUUGCUUUAUUUAUAUGAACAUGGUGUAUAAAGUGGUUCAAUUAUAAUUCAUGUAAUACUGAAAUAAAGACACUGUGUGCUGCCCUUAA
Molecule: messenger RNA, 3352 nt
Organism: Rana temporaria (common frog)
Lineage: Eukaryota; Metazoa; Chordata; Amphibia; Anura; Ranidae
Gene: ITIH2
Product: inter-alpha-trypsin inhibitor heavy chain 2
Exons: 21
Coding region: 78-2921 (947 amino acids)
Biological process (GO): hyaluronan metabolic process
Molecular function (GO): serine-type endopeptidase inhibitor activity
Source: RefSeq, a predicted model, not a curated record